This is a messenger RNA of Penicillium angulare, 615 nucleotides long. Its product is annotated as carboxymuconolactone decarboxylase family protein. The transcript has a single exon. NCBI's taxonomy places the organism in Eukaryota, Fungi, Ascomycota, Eurotiomycetes, Eurotiales, Aspergillaceae. The record is from RefSeq and is a predicted model, not a curated record. Bases 1 to 615 code for a protein of 204 amino acids.
AUGAGACUUCCCUACGCUCCCAACACCCCUCCCGCCGAUGCGCCCGCCGACACUGCGGACAUCUACACUCGGAUCGCCGCGCGUCGCAACCCCCGUCCAUUGAUUCCUCUCGACCUGUCUCUACUGCACAGCCCGCCGGUCGCUGACGGCUGGAACAGCUUCAUUGGUGCAAUCCGCAGCCGCACCAUAGUCGAUGGUGGAAUUAUGGAAUUGGCCGUGUGCCGUGUCGCAGUGCUGAACGAUGCUAUUUAUGAGUGGAAUGCCCAUGCGCCCCUCGCAUUGAAGGGUGGUAUUAAGCCCGAAGAGCUACACGCUUGUCGCACUUUGCCUCCAACUACCGAGGGCGACCUGGGCGCUUUGGAGAGUAGCCCUUUGACACCGCAGCAACGGGCUGUUCUGCGCUACACGGAUCAGAUGACUUUGACCGUUAAGGUUCAGGAUGAGGUCUUUGCACAGCUGCAGACUGUUGGGUUCAAUGAUCGGGAGAUUGUUGAGCUUACCACAGGUAUUGCGGGAUAUAACUGUGUGAGCCGGUUCUUGGUUGCUUUGGAUGUGGGAGAGAACAAUGAUCGUGAGAUGAAGAGUGUCGAUGAGCUGGUUGCUGCUCUCCUAUAG